Gastrolobium bilobum is the source of this 1824-nucleotide messenger RNA. RefSeq names its product lysM domain receptor-like kinase 4. Gene Ontology annotation, biological process: protein phosphorylation. The transcript has 2 exons. The record is from RefSeq and is a predicted model, not a curated record. Gene Ontology annotation, molecular function: ATP binding; protein kinase activity. Bases 1 to 1824 code for a protein of 607 amino acids. NCBI's taxonomy places the organism in Eukaryota, Viridiplantae, Streptophyta, Magnoliopsida, Fabales, Fabaceae.
AUGGGAAGUCAUAUACUUAUCAAUAAGAUUAUGAUACAUCUUUGGUGCGUUGCUUGGAUGUGCAUAAGUGUAUGCACUGCUCACCUGUACUAUGACUCUUCUGAUUGUAAUUCAAAUGAAACAUUCCUAGGGUCAAGGUACAGUUGCAAUUCAACGCAGGAUUCAUGCAAAACAUUCUUGGUGUAUAGAGCUAAUAAGCAUUUCCAAACAAUUUCAGAUAUCUCAAAGCUCUUCAACAUGAACACUGAUGAGGUGCUUCAAAUAAACAACCUUACAUCAUCUUUUCAGGUACUCAAACAAGGUAAAGAGGUUCUUCUUCCUGUAGUUUGUACCUGCUCUGGCCAAUUUUAUCAAGCCAGUUUCAGCUAUAAAGUCCCUGAAAGUACAAUAUUUUCCAAGAUUGCUUGUGGGGUUUUUGAAGGGUUGCUGAAAGCUAUCACACUGGCUGAGGAAAACCUUCCACAAGGUAAUAAGCCCAAAGCUGGUUAUGAGCUUAAUGUGCCUCUAAGAUGUGCAUGUCCUAACAAUUUCACCAGUAGCAAGAGGGUGAAGUACCUUGUUACAUACCCUAUAAUACUAGGAGAUGAUUCAGAUAAAUUGACUAAGAAAUUUGGCAUGUCAUUUGAAGAUUUCUUGGCAGUUAAUCACUUGGAUCCCAGGUCAACUCUUUUCCCUGAGACAACUGUUUUAAUUCCAUUAAGGGAUGGUCCAAUCAGAAUGUUUGACAUUCCAGAUUCUCCUUCUCCACCUCCUGGUUUUCUUCCCACAAAUCCAGUGGCUAAUACACAAGAAUCUACACAGCCAUCAAAUUUGUCUAUUGCAGGACCUAUUAUAGGAUUUUUGUUGAUCAUAACAUUGCUUGCAAGUGGACUUUACAUGAAGAGAGUGAGAAAAAGUGAUGUUGUCCACUCCUUCAAUAUAACAAACUUCAAUAACUUGUGGUCACCAAUUAGAAGCUCUCCUAUAUCUACCUUAACAGGUAGAAGCUCUACAACUUCGUGUCUAUCUCCUGAUAUUCUUGCUGGAAUAAAGUACUGCUUGCUUAAUUACCGCAUAGAAGAGCUUGAAAAGGCCACCAAUAAUUUCAGUGAAGAAAACAAGAUUGGUCAUGAUUUAGUCUAUAAGGGCUUAGUCAGUAAUCUAGAGGUGAUGAUAAAAAGGAUGAGGUUUGAAGACACAAGCAAGGUAAUUGAUUUACAUUCAAAAAUCAAUCAUGUUAAUAUUGUGAACUUAAUUGGUGUUUCUUAUGGUGAGAGCAAUGCUUCAUGGUCUUAUCUAGUUUUUGAGUUGCCUAAAAAUGGCAGCUUGAGGGACUGCAUAUCUGAUCCAUACAAUGCUCUAAACUGGGACAGAAGGACACAAAUAGCCUUUGAUAUUGCAACAUGUCUUUACUAUUUACAUUGCUGUUUUUUUCCUUCCUAUGCUCACAUGAAUGUCAGUAGUAGAAAUGUUUUCAUAACAGCAAAUUGGAGGGGGAAAUUGGCAGAUGUUGGUAGGGCAUUGGCUAACAAGUACCUCAUGCAUGGCUUAGUUUCUGAAAAGGUUGAUAUUUUUGCAUUUGGGGUUGUCUUGCUUGAGUUGAUAUCAGGAAGAGACAACUUUGAUGGAAAAUCAGUCAAAGAUUCCCUUGGAUUUUUGUUGGGGGAAGCCAGUGAAGGGGGUUGUUUUGAAGGAUUAAGGAGUUUCAUGGAUCCUAAUCUGAAGGAUUAUUCUCUUCCAGAGGCUUUAUGUUUGUCUUUUUUAGCAAAGGAUUGUGUGGCAGAUGAUCCUCUGCAUAGGCCAACCAUGGAUGAUAUCAUGAAAGUCCUCACAAAAAUGGUUUAG